CUCCACUCUCUCCAGAUUCUUUGUAUUAUCGGCGGUCAACGAAUCAAUCAAAAUAAAACGCUCCUAUAUCCCUUAAAACGGCAACAUUUUAAUCUCACCAAGAAAAGAGAGAGUUACAGAACCGUCGAUUACUACCGGAAGUGGUGGUGGUGGAAGAUUCGCUAUCUCGACGGUGGAUGGGCAGGAUGGGAAAGACAUACACAGUGAAUCCAAUUGAUUACAAGUUACUAGAAGAAGUAGGAUAUGGAGCGAGUGCCGUUGUUUAUAGAGCGAUCUAUAUUCCGUUCAAUGAAGUCGUCGCUAUCAAGUGUUUGGAUCUCGAUCGUUGCAACAUUAAUCUGGAUGACAUAAGGAGGGAAGCUCAAACCAUGAGUUUGAUAGAUCAUCCAAAUCUUAUUAGAGCAUAUUGUUCGUUUGUUGUUGACCAUAAUCUAUGGGUGGUCAUGCCAUUCAUGGCUGAGGGUUCUUGUUUGCACCUCAUGAAGAUAGCAUAUUCUGAUGGAUUUGAGGAGCCUGCUAUCGGUUCUAUUCUAAAAGAAACCCUCAAGGCUUUGGAGUACCUGCAUCGACAAGGGCAUAUUCAUCGGGAUGUUAAGGCUGGAAACAUACUACUGGAUACAAAUGGAGAUGUAAAGCUUGCUGAUUUUGGUGUUUCAGCUUGCAUGUUUGAUGCAGGUGAUCGACAACGUUCUAGAAAUACUUUUGUGGGGACUCCAUGCUGGAUGGCGCCUGAGGUUUUGCAGCCAGGAAGUGGAUAUAAUUCCAAGGCUGAUAUUUGGUCAUUUGGUAUAACGGCACUUGAGUUGGCGCAUGGCCAUGCACCUUUCUCAAAAUAUCCUCCAAUGAAGGUUCUUCUCAUGACCAUACAGAAUGCUCCUCCUGGUCUUGAUUAUGAUCGUGAUAAAAAGUUCUCUAAGUCUUUUAAAGAAAUGGUUGCAAUGUGCCUUGUGAAAGAUCAAACAAAGAGGCCAACUGCUGAGAAGUUAUUGAAACACUCCUUUUUCAAGCAUGUGAAGCCUCCAGAACUUUCUGUGAAGAAGUUGUUUGCGGACUUGCCCCCACUUUGGAAUCGUGUGAAAGCUAUUCAGCUUAAAGAUGCUGCACAGCUGGCUCUAAAGAAAAUGCCUUCAGCUGAACAAGAGGCAUUGUCACAGAGCGAGUACCAACGAGGAGUUAGUGCCUGGAAUUUUGACCUUGAUGAUUUGAAAGCCCAAGCAUCUCUAGUGCGAGAUGAUGAUGAUGAUAUACUAGAGACGAGGGAAGAAGAUGAAAGUGUGAAAUUUGGUGGUGAUAAGGUCACUACUGGUUCCCAAUCUAGUUCAUUGAAUGUAAAUUCGAAGAGUGAAAUGCAGCAGGUUGAGUACAGCAGACAAUUAAGUGGUGGUAAAUUGCCUUGGGCGGAUAACUUAAACAGAAAGGGCAGGUUACCAGAAAGUGACUUGCUGGAAACCAGUAGCCAGGAAAAAGUUGGGUGGAAGAGAAAUGGAUCAAGCACCGAAGCAAAGGCGUCAACCUCAGAAAAUGAUGUGAUGCAAGCCAAGGCCAAAACAGUGAAAAGUCGCCAAACCCUUAGCGGGCCACUCAUGCCUGGUACGGUACUUUCUCAUUCAUUGUCAGAAAGGGGGCGCACUUCUGAAAGGUUUGAGAAUGAAAGACAGCCAACAGCUGAAAGAGCCACCCGUGAAAUUCGAAAAGCUCCAAGCUUUAGCGGUCCUCUAAUUCUUCCAAAUCGAGCUUCAGCAAACAGUUUUUCAGCUCCCAUAAAAUCUUCAGGAGGAUUUAGAGAUUCUUUGGAUGAAAAGCCGAAGACAAAUCUAGUCCAAAUAAAGGGGAGGUUCUCAGUUACAUCAGAAAAUUUAGAUCUUGUAAAGGAUAUUCCAUUAAGUACAGUUCCACGCCGGUCUUCCCAAUCUCCACUGAAAAAGUCUGCUAGUGUUGGUGAAUGGAUGUUUGAACCCAAACAAAUGCCUGUGAAUAAUCAGCCUCCAAAAGAGGUUAACAACAAUAGUGUACCUGCAUUACUCUUGCCUCAUCUUCAGAAUCUUUUUCAGCAGACCUCAAUUCAACAGGAUAUUAUUAUGAAUUUAUUGAAUAGCUUGCAGCCAGCCGAGGCGGUAGAAGCUGCUCAAAAUGGAAAGUUGCCACCACUGCCUCGUGGUUCGGAGAAUAAUGGAAUUGUUGAAUCAGCAUCCUCUGAGAGGGAGAGGUCAUUAUUGAUAAAGAUCACCGAGCUUCAAAAUAGGAUGAUGAAUUUAACCAAUGAACUAAAUUCUGAAAAGCUAAAAUAUGAGCAAUUGCAACAGCAGCUGAAAACCAUAACUGGUGGGGAAGAGAACGGUGGAAGGAGUGAUGUUGACUCCUGAAAGCUUAAUUCUUAUCACCGUAAAGUGAAACCUUGUAAAUUCAGGCAAGAGCUGUACAUCAUGCAGAUAAGUGCUUGCGAUUCUUUUUAUGGGCCGGAUUGGAACCAUCUUCGAGUAUGGCUACGGAGGAAGGUUGCAGAGGACAAGUACGGUUUGCAUGUAUCUUCUGCAAAUCCGUUACAAACAGUUCUUUGAAGAUCAUACCAUAUCAAGUUCAAGCGGAAACAAUCUUUUCUUGUGCCAGGCGAAGUGUAUCUGCAAGUUGACAGAAAUUUCCUUUUUAACCGUUUGUUUAAAUCAGUUGCCAUGAGAGAGUAGAAAGAUUCGAGUGUUUGUUUAUAUAUACGUCGUGAUACUUAAUCAGGUUAUUCAAAUGUAUUAUUUUCUUCAUACAUAUUCGAUCUUGUACAUGUUGGUAGAACUUUCACCUGUACUGCUACUACUUGUACGCACUUGGGGAUUUCACAACUAUUAGAGAAUGGUAAUAAAUGAAUGGAGAGCCAUAAAUUUCCCCUUC
Molecule: messenger RNA, 2880 nt
Organism: Populus nigra (black poplar)
Lineage: Eukaryota; Viridiplantae; Streptophyta; Magnoliopsida; Malpighiales; Salicaceae
Product: serine/threonine-protein kinase BLUS1-like
Exons: 21
Coding region: 177-2363 (728 amino acids)
Biological process (GO): protein phosphorylation
Molecular function (GO): protein serine/threonine kinase activator activity; protein kinase activity; ATP binding
Source: RefSeq, a predicted model, not a curated record